AACCAAAGACCUACAUACAAACACCUGCGAAACCUCAGAAAACAUACAUAUACAUAUACAUACAUACAUACAUACAUACAUAUAUGCAUGCCAGUGGUGAAAUCCAUUUUUUUUUUUUGCUAUCAGUUCUGGGGACCUGGCUUGGUGGGCAUGGGAGGGGAAGAAUACUGCAAAAUCCCCAUUCCCACCCCAUUCCAGGAGAAGGAUACUGCAAAAUCCCCAUUCCCACCCCACUCCAGGAGGAAGGAUACUGCAAAAUCUCCAUUCGCACCCCACUCUGGGGCCAGCCAGAGCUGGUAUUUGCCAGUUCUCCGAACUGCUCAAAAUUUCCGCUACCGGUUAUCCAGAACCUGCUGAAUUUUCACCUAGUAUGUUAUGUGAGUCUAGCCCAAGUAGUUUAUGGGUUCAGUGUGAAGUGGAAAUUCAGAAUAAAUAUAUGAAGAUAAUCUUGUCUCUUGUGCCUCCCAGUUUUGUAGUUGAUAUCAGUAGUGCAUUGGAGCUGAUGGAAGAUUUUCCUUUUGCAAAAAAAAAGGGGGGGGGUGGUUCAGGAGGCAUCUUCAAAGUCAGAGUUUUAUUUAUUUAUUUUGUCAAGCAUAUAUAAGAUUACAGAUAAAAGUAUGAACAUGAUUGUGAAUACAUGAGAUGGUUAUGAAUAAAAGGGGUCAUUAGGACAGGGACAGUUAGGAAAAGAGCAUUCAUACAGUUCCCUGCUUGCUCAAAUGGGAAACAAACCAGGAUCCUUUGCAAAAAGGGAUUCAUUUUGGCUUAGACAGGGAGACUGACUUUACUGGAAUUUACUUCCUGGAACCUUUAUUUCCUGGAAUUUUACCCCCUCCUUCUGGGGAAGAGCAGGAGGCCUCCUAAGUGUUGUUUUUACUAAUGUGUGAUUGGUAUUUAAUCAGUUUUCUGCAUCCAUUCAACACUUUGAAGCAGACACUAGUGGCUGUGGCUAUAUUUGCAUGGUAAUCUUGGCCAAAAUGUGUUUGGCUUUGUUGUAAUUCCUUGUGCUGCGGAAAUGCAGAGAUUGAAAUUAUUCUACAGGCUGCAGUCUGCAACUCUGUGAUAUUUCCUCCAGAAUGCGAAAAGUCUUUGCAUCUGUUUAUGUUCACAGAGCUUGUUAAACCAGACUGGUUUGCUCAAGAAACCCAGUUGCUGGGAUCAGUUCGCACUGAACGAUAUUUUACAACUGGGUCACAAACCAGCCAACUCUUAUUUGCAAACUUGUAUAUGAGAUAGUGGGACGCGGUGGCUCAGUGACUAAGACGCUGAGCUUGUUGAUCGGAAGGUCGGCAGUUCAGCGGUUUGAAUCCCUAGCGCCACCUAACGGGGUGAGCUCCCAUGACUUGUCCCAGCUUCUGCCAACCUAGCAGUUCGAAAGCAGGUUAUCAUGGCCAAGCUGUACCAAAAGGAAAUGCUUGGAACCGAAUCAUUGUGCAUCUGGAUUUGGACUGUUUUUAUGCCCAGGUAGAAAUGAUCUGCAAUCCUGAAUUAAGAAGCAAACCUUUAGGUGUGCAGCAGAAAUACCUGGUAGUCACCUGCAAUUAUGAAGCCAGGAAUCUUGGUGUGAAAAAACUCAUGGGUGUGAAAGAAGCAAAAGAAAAAUGUCCGGAUCUGGUCCUAGUUAAUGGAGAGGAUCUGACUAAAUACAGGGAAUUCUCUUACAGAGUUACAGAAUUGUUAAAAACAUUUACUCCGCUUGUAGAAAGGCUCGGAUUUGAUGAAAAUUUUGUGGAUAUCACUGAAUUGGUCGAAAAGAGACUGAUAGAGUGGAAAAAAGCAACACUUCCUAAAAUCUUUGUUUCUGGUCAUGUAUAUAAUAAUCAGACUGUUGAUUUCCACGACCCGAUGCAUGUGAGACUAGCUGUGGGAUCUCAGAUUGCAGAGGAGAUGAGAGAUGCCAUGGUCAGCGGGCUAGGGCUCACGGGCUGCGCAGGAGUGGCCACCAAUAAGGUCCUCUCCAAGCUGGUCUCUGGGACCUUUAAACCAAAUCAGCAGACAGUUCUUCUGCCUGAGAACCGGCAGAACCUGAUGGCCAGGCUCGAUCACCUCAGGAAUAUCCCAGGGAUUGGCUUUCAAACAGCAAAGCGCCUCCUGAAUCUCGGGCUCUGCACUGUGCAAGAUCUCCAAAAUUGUUCAGCUGAGAUUCUGGAAAAAGAACUGGGAAUCCCAGCAGCCCAUCUCAUCCAGAAGCUCAGUUGGGGAGAAGACCAUUCUCCGGUUGUCCCAUCAGGAGCUCCCCAGUCUCUCAGUGAUGAAGAUUCCUUUAAAAAAUGUUCUUCUGAAGCAGAUGUUAAGAAGAAAAUUGAAGAAUUGCUCACUAACCUUCUGGAGAGGUUGUACAAAGAUGGCAGAAAGCCCCAUACCAUCAGAUUAACUAUCCGUCAGUAUUCUGCUACCAAUAAAUGGUUUAAUCGAGAGAGCCGUCAAUGUCCAGUUCCAUCUCACUUGGUCAAGAGGAUCGGUUCAGGAGACGCUAGUCUAAAGACUCACCUCGUUUCCAUUCUUAUGAAACUGUUUCGAAAGAUGAUCAAUGUUGAGGUUCCAUUUCACCUGACCUUACUGAACAUCUGCUUUUCAAAUCUUAAGGACCCACCAGCUUCUUCCAAGGAAUCUAUUCAAUUUUAUUUGAGUCAGUCCUCACCUUCUUUAAGCUCCAGCAAAGUUUUUCGCACAACAGAAGACAGAAAUUCCGAAAACACAAGGAUGGAACAUCAAGAGGAAGACAGUGAUGUUUUAUCUGGAGAGAGAAACACAAGAUGUGUCCAAUCUCAGCUCCACACUCCUUGUCUGCCCACAGCAAGUGAUCUUCAAUGCCCAAGUCCACCGCUUCCUGCUGGAAUAGAUUACGAUGUGUUCAACCAGCUUCCAAGUGACAUUAAGGAGGAAAUCAUCUCUAGCCAAAAGAAGGUUAGGGAUUCCACACAGACUUUGUGGAGCCAUGGAGGGUCUGAACUAGGGGGAAAACCACCGUGCCAUCCAAAAGCCAAAAUAAGCUCCAUUUCCUUGCAUUCUGGAGACCUUGGUCAAAGUACUAGAACUCUGGCAUUUUCUGGCAUUGCACCCACAAAUGAAGAACCACCACCAGAAAGGCAAAAACCCCAUGGAGAAGGCUCAUCCCAAAAUCGUUCGAGCCCAGGAUCAAAAGUGGCCUUCCCUCCUUCUGUAGAUCCCAAAACGUUUUCUGAGCUGCCUGCAGAGAUGCAGCAAGAACUGUUGACCGAAUGGAAGAGUCAAAAGAGUGUUUCCAAAAUGCACAUCAGCCAAGUUGUUAAAGGAACCAAGAAAGGACAGAAAUCAUGUCCAGGGUCAAACAGUUUACUACGCUAUUUCAAACCAAGAUGACUAUAAUUUGGUGGAGAGACUAUGCUUGCAGAUGAAGUAUGUAUCUGGAGAUAGAGCCUGUUCUGACCUAGGUUUCCUGAGACAGUAAAAAGCACACAAUUA
Molecule: messenger RNA, 3444 nt
Organism: Ahaetulla prasina
Lineage: Eukaryota; Metazoa; Chordata; Lepidosauria; Squamata; Colubridae
Gene: POLI
Product: DNA polymerase iota
Exons: 10
Coding region: 1339-3342 (667 amino acids)
Biological process (GO): translesion synthesis
Molecular function (GO): damaged DNA binding; DNA-directed DNA polymerase activity
Source: RefSeq, a predicted model, not a curated record